GCACCGGCAGCGAAGACGCCGGCCGCCGCCUCACAGGCUCCUGGGAGAGACGGAGGGAAGAGGAAGGCUCCCGCAGCGGGGCGGAUUGCGAGCGCCCGGCGUCCUGGGGCAGGGCCAGCGAGGACCGCCGCAGCAGCCGGGGCCUGGACUCCACGCCGCCCCCGAGUCCCAGGAGUUGCAGCAUGCCGGCCGAGGCCAGCUCCGGCCCCUCUGCUGCAUCCAGGGAGACUGCAAGCUCGUGUGCGAGGAAGAAGGUACAUUUUGAUAGUAUACAUGAUGCAGUACGAGCCGGAGACGUGAAGCAGCUUUCAGAAAUAGUGGAACGUGGAACCAACAUUAAUGAAGUUGAUGUUCUCCAUAAAUUUACCCCUUUACACUGGGCAGCACAUUCUGGAAGUUUGGAGUGUCUUCAUUGGCUACUGUGGCAUGGAGCUGAUAUCAUGCAAGUAACUUCAAAAGGUUGGACAGCAGCUCACAUAGCUGCAAUCAGAGGUCAAGAUGCUUGCAUGCAGGCUCUAAUAAUCAAUGGAGCAAAUCUGAGCGCUCAAGAUGAUCGUGGAUGCACCCCUUUACAUCUUGCUGCAACUCAUGGACACUCGUUUACUUUACAAAUAAUGCUCCGAAGUGGAGAUCCCAGUGUGGCUGAUAAGAGAGAAUGGAGACCUGUACAUUACGCCACUUUUCAUGGGCGACUUGGCUGUUUGCAGCUUCUUGUUAAAUGGGGAUGUAGCAUAGAAGAUGUGGACUACAAUGGAAAUCUCCCAGUUCAUUUAGCAGCCAUGGAAGGCCACCUUCACUGCUUUAAAUUCCUACUUAGUAGGAUGAGUAGUGGGACACAAGCUUUAAAGGCCUUUAACGAUAAUGGAGAAAAUGCAUCAGACCUGGCACAGAGGUUUUUUAAGCAAAACAUUUUGGAGUUUAUCAAGAGGACUGAGUAUGAAGAAAAAUACCCAGAAGAUCAGGAAACUUUAGCAUAUCCAGGUCAUGUGGCUGCCUCUAAGGGUGAUUUGGAAAUGCUUAAGAAAUUAGUAGAAGAUGGAGUAAUCAAUUUGAAUGAACGUGAUGAUAAUGGAUCAACUCCUAUGCAUAAAGCUGCUGAACAAGGCCACAUAGCAUGUUUGCAAUGGCUAGUUAAAAUGGGAGCAGACAGUAAUAUUGCCGACAAAGCAGGGGAGAGACCCUGUGAUGUGGCUAAAAGGUUUGCCCAUUUGGCAUCGGUGAAACUGUUGGAAGGGCUACAGAAAUAUGAUAUAGAUGACGGGAAUGAACUUGAUGACAAUGAUAUGAAGUUUUUUAUAAGACAUGGUGUUGAGGGAAGCACUGAUGCCAAAGAUGAUUUAUGUCUCAGUGAGUUGGAUAAAACAGACGCGAGAAUGAGAGCCUAUAAGAAAAUUGUAGAAUUGAGACACCUUCUGGAAAUUGCUGUCAGCAACUAUAAACAGUUGGGAGGGAUAACAGAAGAAGAUUUAAAGCAGAAGAAAGAACGUAUCGAGUAUGAAAAGACCAUCUCAGAGCUGCGGGCCCAGUUGGAAUAUGAACGACUGCGCAGAGAAAAAUUAGAAUGUCAGCUGGAUGAGCAUCGAGCAGAGGUGGAUAGACUCAGGGAAAUGUUGGAAAAAAUGCAGGUCUCCAAUUUCGUGCCUUUGGACGAUGACUCCUGUGAGUCAAGCAAAGAGAAAAGGAGAGUGAAAAAAAAGGUGUCUUCUGGGGGAAUGUUUAUGAGAAGCAAAGAUCUGUGACUAUCUUGGAACAGUUGUUUAGAUCCUGCCUCCUACUAAUGAUCUGGUUGUUAGCUUUGGGCUUUGCUGCUACUUCACAUCAGCCUGUACAUCUUCUGGACCUUGCCUGGAUGCCAAAGGCCGUUUGGCUCAGUAUCAUCAGGAUCAGUCGGCCCUGCGGAGAGUGCAUCUGAUUGCUGAAACUGGUUUAAGUUGAUGAGGGGUUUGUAAGCACAUGGUAAAAAAAAAAUUUUAAUAACUUUAUUUUCACUUGCUAAUUUAUCUGUGAUUGCCAAAAGGCCUUCAGACUGUAGUAAUAGUUGUCAGUAUUUAAUGGGCACUUCACUUUGGGAGAUCUGUGCCAAGCAAGUCUUUUAAUCCUUACAACAUUGAUAUUAAGUUUGUAUAUUUUAUAGCUGGAAGUUAGUAAUUCUGUCUAGGAUCACACAUCAAUUUGGGAUUUCAAACUUGGCAGCAGCAGUUUAGUCUAUAUUCUCAUAACCAAUACUGAAUUAUAAACUUCAGGGAACUCACCUUGUGGGACUACACACAGCCUUUGCCCCUGCUGACCUGGUGAUUAAUUUCCGUUGAUGCCAGCUCUGUAAGUGUUUGUAACACUUGGCUCAGUUUUCUCAGAGCCGUGUCUGUAGUCUCUGUUGAAGUGAGGCGGAAGAGUACUAAACAGUACUAAACAGAAACCUGCACCUUGGUUGUCUUCUGCUCUCCUCUUCGAGGUUAACAGGCUGUUCCUAGGCUUGUGGCUUUUGGGGGUAGGGACCAACUUCUAAGCCCCCACUUACGGUUAAGAUAACCAUAAUCAUUAGGAUGUGAGCAAAAAAAUGGUAUGUAAAUCUUUAGGGUUAUAAUCCAAAAAGCAAAGGGCCGUUUCCUUUUGUCCCUUUCUUCUGGAAUGUGGAUAUGGUCAUUGUACCUUGUGAAUGAAGACAACACCAAGGAUGGUCAAGCAGUAAGGUUAGCCCUGGCUCCAUGAAGGUAACCCAACCCUAAGAAUGCUUAUACAAGAGCUAUGAAGUAAACCCAUGUAAGCCACUAUGAUUGUGAUUCAUUCUGUGGCAGCAAAAUUAAAGUUGUUAUAUUAUCCUCAAAUUACAUACUUAUUUAUAACACCCUUAUGUAUUAUUGUCA
Molecule: messenger RNA, 2864 nt
Organism: Ochotona curzoniae (black-lipped pika)
Lineage: Eukaryota; Metazoa; Chordata; Mammalia; Lagomorpha; Ochotonidae
Gene: ANKRD42
Product: ankyrin repeat domain 42
Exons: 13
Coding region: 183-1739 (518 amino acids)
Molecular function (GO): protein binding
Source: RefSeq, a predicted model, not a curated record